UUGUACUGUAUCACUCUAUGCAGCAAUCAAAACUUGGGUUUGAAGUUUCUCUCUCUACUUGAAGUGCCUCUAUUUAUACCGCACCCUGCUUUUGCUUCGGCAAUAACAUUACUGAUCUGUAAUUUGUUCUUGUCCUGCUUCUGCUUCCGAAGAAGAAGAAUGGCUUCCAACUCCAAAUCUCCUCUUUUACUGCUGGGCAUUUUGGUUCUGUUUAUUACAAAGGUUUCUUCUUAUGACGAAGAUCUCGUCAAUCAGGAUAAGUAUACAAAAGCUCCGGUUUCAGCGGUGGCUCCUGUGGUAGCCCCUACGCCAUCGCCAGCACCGAAGCCGUCAACUCCUCCAACUGCCCCAGUCGGAAAGGCACCGACCCCUCCACCGACGACGGGGCACCCAGUGGCUCCGGCACCACAGCCCCCAGUAAAUGCUCCUGUAACUCCAGCCCCGGCUCCAGCAGCUCCCAUAGUUAGAUCAAACAAAGAUUGCGUGCCACUGUGUGAGAAUCGGUGCCAAUUGCACUCAAGGAAGAGAGUGUGCAUAAGAGCAUGCAGUACCUGCUGUGAACGGUGCAAGUGUGUUCCUCCGGGCACUUACGGCAACCGUGAAGUCUGCGGCAAAUGUUACACCGACAUGGUCACUCACGGCAACCGCUACAAGUGCCCCUAGCCUUGAUCUUCACGUUACUGCGUUUAAUAUAUUUACCUACUUUCCUGUUCCUAGCUACGUACUAAACUAGUGAGUCUUCAUUCAUAAUUACUGAGUGAGGACUCACAUGUGUGUUUAUAUACUAGACUAUUGUCCAAGUGCCUCGUCUUCAACGAAA
Molecule: messenger RNA, 820 nt
Organism: Neltuma alba
Lineage: Eukaryota; Viridiplantae; Streptophyta; Magnoliopsida; Fabales; Fabaceae
Product: gibberellin-regulated protein 14
Exons: 4
Coding region: 160-663 (167 amino acids)
Source: RefSeq, a predicted model, not a curated record